UACGUGUUGCUCUGCAACGUGUAUAGGCCACUACAACCUGUUAGCCUACGGCCAGUGCGUGUGUAAUGAUAAUUGUGUUGACGCUGGCAAUAAUGUUCAAGUGAGCAAAUAUACAGCUUUAGAGUUAACUUUGUAACAGGAACUGGAAUGAAACAGAAGGGCGUGGCUCACCGUCUACAAUAAAGGACGUCGCAGUAUGUGGAUACCCGCUCAGCAUAUUCUUCAUAGUGGUGAAUGAGUUCUGUGAGAGGUUCUCCUACUAUGGCAUGCGUGCGGUCUUGGUGCUGUACUUCAAGUACUUCCUCCUCUGGGAUGAUGACCUUGCCACCUCCAUCUACCACAUCUUCGUGGCUCUGUGCUACCUCACCCCCAUCCUGGGGGCCAUUGUGGCCGACUCCUGGCUGGGCAAGUUUAAGACCAUCAUCUACUUGUCUAUCGUCUAUGCGCUGGGCCAGGUUGCCAUGGCUGUCAGCGCCAUCCAUGACAUCACCGACUCCGACAAGGACGGCUCGCCUGACGACAUGACCUUUCACGUUGUGCUGUCAAUGGUGGGCCUCUUCCUCAUUGCUCUGGGCACGGGGGGCAUCAAACCUUGUGUGGCCGCCUUUGGUGGAGACCAGUUUAGUGAUCACCAGGAAAAGCAGAGAAGAACCUUUUUCUCUGUGUUCUACCUGUGCAUCAAUGGAGGGAGCCUCCUGUCAACUAUCAUCACUCCCAUCCUCAGAGCUCAAGAGUGUGGCAUCCAUACCAAGCAGAGCUGCUACCCUCUGGCCUUUGGUGUCCCUGCUGCACUCAUGGUGGUAGCGCUCGUGGUGUUUAUCGUCGGGAGUGGCAUGUACUACAAAGCAGAGCCUCAAGGAAACAUCAUGAUGGACGUGUGUCGAUGCAUCAGUUUUGCCAUCGCAAACCGCUACAGGCACAGAAGCAACAGGUUCCCCAAAAGGCAGCACUGGAUGGACUGGGCAGAGGAGAAGUAUGACAAACUCCUAAUUGCGCAAAUAAAAAUGGUGCUGAAGGUUCUCUUCCUGUACAUUCCACUUCCAAUGUUCUGGACUCUAUUUGACCAAAAGGGCUCCAGAUGGACUUUGCAGGCCACCACCAUGGAUGGAAACUUUGGGGCGCUCGUCAUACAGCCUGAUCAGAUGCAGACUGUGAACCCCAUCCUGAUCCUGACCCUGGUGCCCAUCAUGGACAGUGUCAUCUACCCUCUCAUCCAAAAAUGUGGCCUGAAUUUUACGCCUCUGAAAAGAAUGACGGUGGGGAUGUUUCUCGCAGCGUUGGCGUUUGUCUGCGCUGCUCUGGUGCAGGUGGAAAUCGACAAAACACUCCCCACAUUCCCAUCAGCGUAUCAGAGCCAACUGAAAGUACUAAACAUGGGCGAGAAUCCAAUCACAGUCAAACUGGCCAACAACAUUCAACUGAGCCUGUCUCCAUCUCAGGCCAGUGAGCAAUUCUUCACAUUCGAAGAGGAAGAAAUUGUGGUUUCUGUCGACAGCCAUGGCGUGACAAGACCAGUCUUCUUAAGCAAGGGAGAGCGACAAACGCUUGGGCUUCCCUCAAACCUCACACACGAGUGGCUGCUGACGGAGGAUUUGAAAGCCAAGCCGCAGCAAGGGAAUAACGCAGUCCGCUUCAUAAACGGAAUGUCCACAGUAGUGAAUGUGUCCGCUGCCGGCGGGGAAGCGAGCUUGCUCGAGCCGCUUUCUUAUUCCAACUAUUCUCAGAUCAAAAACGGAAUAGCCACUUUCACCGUAAGGAUGGCUUCCAAGUCAUGUGACUACAGAAGAGAGUUUGGGUUCGGAAGUUCGUAUACUUUAGUUAUUCCCAGCACGUUCACCUUUGGACCAACUUGUCACGAGUCUAUUCGUGCCAUAGAAGACAUCAAGCCCAACUCUGUCCACAUGGCCUUGCAGAUCCCGCAGUACUUCUUCAUAACCGCCGGCGAAGUCAUGUUUUCUGUCACAGGACUGGAGUUCUCUUACUCACAGCCAUUUCAACUUCUUCGUGUGAAUUUUCUUCUUGCGCCAAGCAACAUGAAGGCAGUGCUGCAAGCAGGCUGGCUGUUUACCGUCGCUGUCGGCAACUUCAUUGUUUUGAUUGUGGCCGAGCUUGCUAAGCUUCCUAAACAGUGGGCCGAGUAUGUGCUUUUCGCCUCCCUCCUGGUCGCCGUGUGUUUCAUCUUCUCCAUCAUGGCCUACUUCUACACCUACAUGGACCCGUCUGGGAUUGAGGCUCAGUUCAAGACGAAGGUGAAUGCCGAUGACAAGGACGACAUAUGGGACAAACACAAGAAGGACAUCAGAAGAGACAGUGUUGAUAGUGAUGAUGAGAAACAAACUAACAUGUGAAAACUGAAACCAGCACUCUUUAACGUAUUUAACGUAUUUCCCAUUUAAAUAUACUGUAUGUUUUAUAGACAGCUGUAAAUGAUGUAAAAAUAAAUAGUUUUGGGAUGAAGCCGAGUGGGUUUGUAAUUAUUGUUUUUGUGUCUUUUAUAUAUACACACACUAACCCAGCGGUGUCUAGACUUUUUCCACCGAGGGCCACAUAGUGAAAAAGGGCCACUUACAUAUUUUGUAAAGCAACACAUGUAGAUAUGCUAAGAAUGUAUGUAUAUUUCAAGAAAAAAACUGCGUCUCAGCUUUGUGAUAUAGGUGAAAAAGCCUAUUAUUAGUAUCACCUUUGCUUUUUGCUUUUUUUGCCAUGCUUUUGCUGUUUUUGUUUUUUUUCCAAAUAUUUGAACUUUCUUCUUAAUCUUCAUAAAUGUUCUUGUCAUAAUAUUAUGACUUUAAUCCCAUAUUUUCACAUCAUUCCCAUAAUAUUGUAAUAUUUCCCCAAUCCACUUUAUUUUGUUGUGUUUAUCUCUGAUAUUAUGACUUAAAAAAUGAUUUUUUUUUUU
Molecule: messenger RNA, 2899 nt
Organism: Dunckerocampus dactyliophorus (ringed pipefish)
Lineage: Eukaryota; Metazoa; Chordata; Actinopteri; Syngnathiformes; Syngnathidae
Gene: slc15a1a
Product: solute carrier family 15 member 1a
Exons: 23
Coding region: 267-2348 (693 amino acids)
Biological process (GO): transmembrane transport; oligopeptide transport
Cellular component (GO): membrane
Molecular function (GO): dipeptide transmembrane transporter activity
Source: RefSeq, a predicted model, not a curated record